UCGCAUUCAUUUCUAUGGAAAAAGGGUCGCUACAAAAGAGUCAUAGGAAGCAGGAACUACAGCAGUUAUACCACAGCACAACUAGAAGAGGAACUUCGACUGAUUAGAUCGGCUGUAAUAUCACAAAGACAAUGUUCUACGAGAUUGCAGAAUAAGCUGAAGGGAGUGCACAAUAGACCUGCAGGUGGCCAGACCGUGUUGUCAGUGGAGGAAGAAA
Messenger RNA from Acanthoscelides obtectus, 217 nucleotides. Lineage: Eukaryota; Metazoa; Arthropoda; Insecta; Coleoptera; Chrysomelidae. The record is from the annotation of a GenBank genome assembly.